AUGGAGAACACCAGAGUCUUCGUCUCUGGGCUCCCGCCUACUUUCUCCAAUGAUCAACUGCGGAAGCAUUUUUCCACUCGCUUCCAAGUCACCGACGCUCAUGUCUUGCCCAAGCGCCGGAUUGGCUUCGUCGGCUUCAAGAGCCCCGAGGCCGCCAAGGAGGCAGUGGCCUACUUCAACAAGACAUACAUAAAGUUGUCGAAGAUCUCCGUGGACAUCGCGAAGCCGGUCGACUCCGAACCUGAACCGAAAAAGCGCAGGAAGGAGAGUGUACCUGAUGAACCGUCUACGAACACCCUCAAGCGGAAGCGUGAUGGUGAACCGGUUGCGCAGGACCCGAAGGUGCAGGAAUAUCUCUCUGUGAUCCAGCAUUCGUCUAAUACCAAGACAUGGGCGAAUGACGAUGACAUUCCUCCCCCCGCGGCCAAUGACACCACGGAAAAGGCUCAAGCUGAAGCUGAAGAUGCCCCGCAAGACCUCACCUACGCACAAAGGAAGAAGGCGAAGCUUGGGGGUGCGGAGGACUCGUACGCUUCUGAAAAGGUUGAGGGUGAGCCCAUGGUGGUCGAUGCUUCGGGAGACGCUCCUGAUCCUGAGGCUGCUGCCGGUGAAGAUGGCGCCGCUCAGACAGAAGAACAGCCCGUUUCGGAUGCCGACUGGCUUCGGUCCAAGACGAGUCGUCUUCUCGGUCUUUUGGAUGAGGAUGAGCAGGCUGAGUUCGACUCGGCUCCGCGAGCACCGCCUGCGGAGCCUUCGGAUACCGGUUCUGAAAAUGCUGAAAAUGCUGAACCAGCACCGGAGGAUACUGCCAAGCCACCUCAAGCACCGGAGGUCGACACGAAUAUUGAAAACAUUCGUCUUUCCGCCCGUCUGUUUGUACGAAAUUUGCCCUACGAUACGACGGAGGCGGAUUUAGAACCCGUGUUCGGCCCCUUUGGCAGGGUUGAAGAGAUUCACGUUGCCUUUGAUACUCGGGUUAGCUCCAGCAAGGGUUUUGCUUACAUCCAAUAUGUGGACCCUGAUGCGGCUGUCGAGGCCUACAAGGCUCUGGAUGGGAAGAACUUCCAGGGUCGUUUGAUGCAUAUUCUUCCGGCUACGGCCAAGAAGACGUACAAACUUGACGACCAGGACCUGGCGAAGCUGCCCGUCAAGAAACAAAAACAGAUCAAGCGGAAGCAGGAGGCUUCCUCGUCUACAUUUUCCUGGAACUCCCUCUACAUGAAUUCCGACGCAGUCAUGUCUUCGGUGGCGGAGCGACUCGGCGUAUCGAAAUCCGACCUGCUCGAUCCAACUUCCGCGGAUGCUGCCGUAAAGCAAGCCCAUGCUGAAACGCACGUUAUCCAAGAAACGAAGGCUUACUUCACGUCCAACGGCGUCAACCUAGAUGCCUUUAAGCAACGCGAACGCGGAAACACCGCCAUCCUAGUAAAGAACUUCUCCUUUGGCGUGAAAACAGAAGACCUGAGGAAGCUGUUCGAGCCGUACGGACAGCUCACGAGACUACUAAUGCCCCCCAGUGGCACCAUAGCUAUCGUUGAAUUCGCCCGACCCGACGAAGCGCAAAAGGCCUUCCGGGGCCUGGCAUAUCGGAAACUGGGAGACUCCAUUCUUUUCCUAGAGAAGGCUCCCAAGAACCUCUUCGACUCCACGACGGCGCCGCAGAAACCCGUUGUAGAGCCCAAGGCUAUCUCGCAAGGAUUCUCGACUGCGGAGACGUUCGCGGCGGAUGAAGCUGAAGAGCUUGGACCUACUGCAACCCUCUUCGUAAAGAACCUUAAUUUCAACACCACGAACGAAAGAUUCGUGGAUGUCUUCCGCCCGCUGGACGGCUUUGUGUCGGCUAAGCUCAAAACCAAGCCCGAUCCCAAGCGGCCCGGACAGACCCUCAGCAUGGGCUUUGGCUUUGUGGACUUUAGGACCAAGGCCCAGGCCCAGGCGGCUUUGGCUGCGAUGAACGGCUACAAGCUGGAUCAACACGAACUGGUAGUUAGAGCAUCUCAUAAAGGUAUGGAUGCCGCCGAGGAACGACGGCGCGAAGACACGGCCAAGAAGAUCGCCGCGAGACGGACGAAAAUCAUCAUCAAGAACCUGCCGUUCCAGGCGACCAAGAAGGAUGUCCGGUCGCUCUUUGGCGCCUAUGGGCAACUGCGCUCUGUGCGGGUACCUAAGAAAUUUGACCGGUCUGCUCGCGGUUUCGGUUUUGCGGACUUUGUAAGCGCUCGCGAAGCGGAAAAUGCCAUGGACGCGCUCAAGAACACGCAUCUUCUGGGUCGCCGACUGGUGUUGGAGUUUGCCAACGAGGAGGCCAUCGACCCGGAGCAGGAGAUCCAACAGAUCGAAAAGAAAGUAGGAGAGCAGCUGGACAGGGUCAGACUACAGAAACUCACGGGCACUGGGCGCAAGAAAUUCACUGUAGGGGCCCAGGACGACGAGCACUAA
Messenger RNA from Aspergillus terreus NIH2624, 2439 nucleotides. RefSeq names its product RNA-binding ribosome biosynthesis protein MRD1 (gene mrd1). Gene Ontology annotation, molecular function: mRNA binding. Lineage: Eukaryota; Fungi; Ascomycota; Eurotiomycetes; Eurotiales; Aspergillaceae. Bases 1 to 2439 code for a protein of 812 amino acids. The record is from RefSeq and is a predicted model, not a curated record. The transcript has 4 exons. Gene Ontology annotation, cellular component: ribonucleoprotein complex; cytoplasm; nucleus.